AUGAAUGCAUUUUUUGACGGAUAUGUUCAUGCGAAGACAAACUUGAAAGAGUUUGUCGACCAAUUUGACAAUGCCUUGAGAAAGAAAAUGGAGAAUGAAAUCAGCUCAGACUUCCAAUAUUUUAGCGUUACAAUUCCAUGCAUAUCUAGACCUCCAAUCGAAAAGAGAUUCCAACAAUUGUACACGAAUGCAAAAUUCAGAGAAGUGCAGGAGCAAGUUAUGGGUCUAGUCGAUAUGGACCCAUCUCUACUUAGACGAGAUGGUGUGAAGAAGACCUAUCUGGUAGAAGAUGAAGUGCUAGUUGAGGAGUUCACUAAACAUGUUAACUUUUAUGUGGACUUCAAUGAGGAAGACUGCGAUGUUAAGUGUUCAUGUGGGUUAUUCGAGAUGAGGGGGAUACUAUGUAGGAAUAUCUUGGCCAUAUUCAAAUGUAACGGGAUAAAAACUAUGCAAGAUAGAUACAUUUUGAAUCGAUGGAGAAAGGACAUCAAACGGAGAUACACGUUAAUCAGCAGUACAUAUGACACAGGGUCUCAGGAGGAAGAUAGUAACAAAUAUUCAAGCCUAUUGAAUAUCUGUUAUCUGAUGAUUACACAUGCAGCGGGUUCCAAAGUGCAUAUUGAGGAUGCAACAGCAAAGUUGUAUUCUAUAAUUGAGUUAUAUGGUGACACCCAAUAA
Molecule: messenger RNA, 678 nt
Organism: Carya illinoinensis
Lineage: Eukaryota; Viridiplantae; Streptophyta; Magnoliopsida; Fagales; Juglandaceae
Product: protein FAR-RED ELONGATED HYPOCOTYL 3-like
Exons: 1
Coding region: 1-678 (225 amino acids)
Molecular function (GO): zinc ion binding
Source: RefSeq, a predicted model, not a curated record